Molecule: messenger RNA, 766 nt
Organism: Monascus purpureus
Lineage: Eukaryota; Fungi; Ascomycota; Eurotiomycetes; Eurotiales; Aspergillaceae
Source: the annotation of a GenBank genome assembly
CGUCACAUCACAAUUCCCAAACCGUCACCACAGAUCAAACACAAAUAAAGGGAAAAUGAUUGACCGCGCCAUCUUUGAGGACCUGCAAACCAAGAUUGACGAGGAGUCUGCUGUUCGUGAUGAGCUCCAUGAAAUUGUCCAGACACUUGCCAGAAAAGGGAGAUCUACACAAGCUAUACUUGCGAGAGCCCAUUCUACACCUUCAGAUCAGUUAAAACCGGUUCUCGAUGAAGCAACGAAGGAGAUCUUGGCCCAGAAGGAACAAGUCUCCAAUCUGAAGGCUGUAGCGGACAAGCAUCCUUUCUAUAAAUAUAACGGGUGCUGGACGCGAGAAUUGCAGAAUCUCGUAACUUCAAUCGAGCUAUGCGCAUGGCUUGGUGGAUUAGGAGAGUACAAGAGCUCCAGCGCGGGUCCUUUCAUGACUAUAGAAGAAGUCGGGACAUUCCUGGACAUUCCCGUCAACCUCAAAGAACAAGAUGCCUUUCAUCUUACGAUUGAGGAGUAUCUUCUUUCACUGAUUUCAAUGGUCGAGGAAUUGUCCCGUCUUGCUGUCAACUCUGUUACACUGGGUGAUUAUGAGCGUCCUGUGCAGAUUGGCAACUUUAUCAAGGAUCUCUUCUCUGGGUUUCAGCUAUUGAAUCUGAAGAAUGACAUUCUGCGUAAGAGGAGUGAUGGGAUUAAAUACAGUGUGAAGAAAGUCGAGGACGUCGUGUACGACCUGUCCUUGAGAAACUUGAUCCCAAAGGGUACUACAGGGUCUGAUUGA